AUGAUAAACCACAAUAGCUAUAACGAAGUUACAAUGAAGUUCAUUGUAUUCUUGAAAAAAUGGUUAUUACUGUUUUGGAUACUAUUGAUCAUUUGUAUUACUUUGUAUGCGAUAUUCAAAUUCAAAAGAAAUGAUGAAAAAUUAAAUGAGGGUCAUUUUUGGGUAUUUACUGAUGCACAUGUUGAUGCUUUCUAUCGAUCAGAUGGUGAUCCAGCUACUCGUUGUCGUAAUGUAUCAUCAGACAAUAGGGGAAGAAUCAUUCGAAAAUUUGGACAUUUUAAUUGUGAUACAUCAAGUGAAUUAUUAAGUUCAACUCUUACUGCUGCAAAGAAAAUUGAUUCAAAUAUUGAUUUUAUUAUUUGGAUGGGUGAUGCAACAAGUCAUUUAUCUUCUGGUGCCAAUACAAUUUUAGAUGUUAAUCGAAAUUUUUCUCAAGAAUUAAGAAAAAAGUUUCCAAACACACCUAUUAUCCCUGUAUUAGGAAAUCAUGAUAUAGUCUUAGACACAAAUAGAUCCACACGUUUUAUGAAAUUUUAUAAUGAAACAAAAUACAAUUUAUUACUAAACGAUGCAAAUGCUGUUGAAACAUUUUUCAAAGGCGGUUAUUAUUCGUUACGUUUCCGAACAUCAAAAGAUAAACAGCAAACAUUAUUACGUUUUAUCGUACUCAAUACAGCAAUGUUUCAACCACAGUAUAACGAUUUUUUUGAUCUACAUGAACCUAUCGAACAAAUUCAGUGGUUUAAUAAAACACUGUUGGAUGCACAUGAUAGUCAUGAUCGUGUAUUACUCCUAACUCAUGUACCAUUUGGUGUGAAUGAAAAUUUAUUAUACAAAUUUUAUGAUUUAAAAUAUGAACAAAAACUUUUAUCUAUAAUUGAUAAGUAUUCAUCAAGUAUAAUAAUGUGUUUAAGUGGUCAUCGCCAUCAAGAUAUUUUUCGUGUUUAUUCGUCAUCAAAUACAACAAUGGGCAUAAUUGGACAUCCAUCUAUAAGUCCUGUUGGUUAUUUAAGUCAACCAUCAAUUCGAAAAUAUUCAUAUAAUAGACAAACACAUACAUUGAAAGAUUACGAACAAUAUUCUCUGAAUGUCAAUGAAGCUGAACGUACACAAAAGGAUCGAUGGGCGUUGUCUUAUCGAUUUUCAUCCUGGUAUCAUCAAUCGAAAGAAAUUACAUCAACGAGUUUAUUAAGAUUAAUUUAUUUAAUACGAACAAAUCCUAUGUAUUCGAGACGUUUUCUAUUAACAAAACAUCAAACAGACAGAACUACAUUGAAAAAACAUCGAAUAAUCCAAACAUUAUGUGCAUUAACAUUAUUUAAUUUUGAUGAAUUUAUACUAUGCACACGAAUAUUAGAGAAAAAAAGUAUUCAAUAUGAUAAUAUAGAUAUUAAUAAUACAUCAGAAAAUAAUUUUCAUGUGAAUGAGCAAUUAAUAGAAUAUAGAAUUAUUUAUAGACGUGUUGCAUUCAGUUUUUUUAUAUUUAUAAUUAUUAUAUCAUAUUUUAUUUAUCGAAUUCACUUGAAAUUUUCUCACAGCGUCGUUGAUUGUAAAUAA
Messenger RNA from Rotaria socialis, 1557 nucleotides. Lineage: Eukaryota; Metazoa; Rotifera; Eurotatoria; Philodinida; Philodinidae. The record is from the annotation of a GenBank genome assembly.